UGGCAGUUUUCCUUAAACUAUUUAGUUCCUCAUCUGUUGCUUUUUCAUAUUGUAUACUGCAAAUUCCCAGGCAACUCAAAUUUGCAAACACAGCUAUGGAUACACUAUUUACCUUACAGUAGUUACCUGGGAAUCCAAGUCUCUGGUUUUUGUUAUUCUUUCCUCCCCUCUGUUGUGUAAUCAUAUAUAACAAGCAACACUUACGGUAGGUUGAUUUCCUAAGUGUGGCUGAUGGUAGCCUCUAGUUUGAAGUGAGGGAAGAAUGAGUAGUCAGGAACUGGUCACUUUGAAUGUGGGAGGAAAGACAAUAUUCACAAAAAGGUUUUCUACGAUAAAGCAGUUUCCUUCUCGGUUGGCAUGCAUGUUAGAUGGCAGAGACCAAGAAUUCAAGAUGGUUGGUGGCCAGAUUUUUGUAAACAGAGAUGGUGUUUUAUUUAGUUUCAUCUUAGAUUUUCUGAGAACUCACCAGCUUUUAUUACCCAGUAACUUUUCAGACUAUCUUAGGCUUCAGAGAGAGGCUCUUUUCUAUGAACUUCAUUCUCUGGUUGAUCUCUUAAACCCGUAUCUGCUACAGCCAAGACCUGCUCUUGUGGAGGUGCACUUCCUAAGCCAGAACACUCAAGAUUUUUUCAGAGUGUUAGGCUCUUGCAGCAAAACAAUUGAGAUGCUAACUGGGAGGAUUACAAUGUUUACAGAACAACCUUCAGCACCAACCUGGAGUAGUAACUCUUUCCCUCCUCAGAUGACCUUACUUCCACUGCCUCCACAAAGACCUUUCCAUGACCUGGUUUUCCAGUGCAGAUCUGACAGCACUACUGAUAACCAAACUGGAGUCAGGUAUUUUGCACUUUGCAGUAUCUCUCUUGUGUAUCAGUUUGUGAUGUUUCCCUCAACAUUUGAAGUUUCUCAGGCCUGCAACUUCUCCUGUAAAAGAUGAUUAUUCAAAAUCACGUUUUGGGGUAACCAGUGGAGUUGGAAAUGACCAAAUAAUUAUUUUCCAAACUGGGAUACGUUUUAGAAUGAAAGGGGCUAUUGGGUGGAACAAAAGGAAUAAAUGAAGACUGCCUAGAAAAAACUGGGACUAUGGACAUUCAAAUCAUGGGAGAAAAUAAUUUUAUAGAUUAUGUUCCAUUGCUAAUGAAUUGGACUUAGAAAAGAAUUGCCUUAUUUUUAAGAGAUUCUUUCAGUGGUUCACAUAAAGUAAAGGUUCGCUCACUGGUUUCUCUUGAUUUCUUACACAGUAUAUAAUUUGUUCUUUCAGUUCUUAUGAUUCAACUACUGUUUUUUCUUCAGCUGACUUUAUUUUUCAACACCCUUAAAGACAGAUAUAUCUCAUGGCAAAUUUGGUAUCCUGUUACAGCCUUGGCUCUUAAACUACUCAAAAUAUUGGGAUAGGCUGUCAGUAUGUUAAGGAUAGUUGCUCCUGAGUUAAUUCUUUACUUUCUCCCUCUAUUGUUCUUGGCUGGAUCCUAAGGCUGAUUUCCACUCUGCUGUCACAAACAUUUCUUCCCCCUGUAAAAUGUCUUAAUGCUGUCCUACCAUUAUUUUACCAACUGUGAAAGCUGGCUUUAAUUUUUAGGAGGAAAAGAAAAUCCUGCAUGUGUUCUUUAUUGGUAGCAUUUAAAAUAUACUUUUUUUUGGGUAAAGGUAGCCAUAUUUUAAGAUAUUUUCUUAACUUCAGCAGUAGCCAACAGAAAAGACACCAGUGUCUCUCUUAACAACACAUCCUUUGGUCUUGCUUACCAACUGG
Saimiri boliviensis boliviensis (Bolivian squirrel monkey) is the source of this 1750-nucleotide messenger RNA. It is a transcript of the gene KCNRG, whose product is annotated as potassium channel regulator. Gene Ontology annotation, molecular function: protein binding. Gene Ontology annotation, cellular component: endoplasmic reticulum. Gene Ontology annotation, biological process: negative regulation of delayed rectifier potassium channel activity; protein homooligomerization. The record is from RefSeq and is a predicted model, not a curated record. Lineage: Eukaryota; Metazoa; Chordata; Mammalia; Primates; Cebidae.